Molecule: messenger RNA, 1311 nt
Organism: Diaporthe batatas
Lineage: Eukaryota; Fungi; Ascomycota; Sordariomycetes; Diaporthales; Diaporthaceae
Exons: 2
Coding region: 1-1311 (436 amino acids)
Molecular function (GO): peroxidase activity
Source: RefSeq, a predicted model, not a curated record
AUGGCCCGAAUAACCACUUGGCUGACCGCCGCCCUGGUCGUGACAGGUGCUCAGGCUUUCCCCACGCCAGAGAACAUCGCCAAGCUGGCCCAGAGUGCUGGAGCCGGGUUUGAGGGUAUAGGCUCGCUCUCGGACUUCCAUGCCACCUUAGUCCGUCUCCGCGAGGACCAGGCGAUACUUUCCAGGAAGCGUAGCUUCAGCCCAGCUCCGAUCGACGUCUCAGAGGACCAUGCUUUCGUACCGCCAUCAGAAAGCGACCAGCGCGGGCCCUGUCCUGGUCUCAAUGCUCUGGCCAACCACAACUACGUCAGCCACGACGGCGCUAUCUCCGUCAUCGAGCAGAUCACGGCGGCCACGGAGGUGUUCAACUUUGGCGUCGACCUCGCCACCGUGCUCGCCCUGGUCAGCGUGCUCUUCGUCGGCAACCCGCUGUCCGUCAAGCCCAGCUACUCCAUCGGCGGCCCUACCGACAAGGUUGAGAACCUGCUGGACAACCUGGGCGGUCUACUAGGCACGCCAGAGGGCCUCGACCACAGCCACAACAUCAUCGAGUCAGACGCCUCGCCGACGCGUGAUGACCUGUACCAGACCGGCGACGCCUGGACGCUUAGCAUGAAUGCCUUCACUGAGCUGUACGAGUCCAUCGAGGGCGAUGCACUCACGCGCGAUGAGAUGGCCGACCACGCCACCCGUCGCUUCAACCACUCUAUCGCGAACAAUCCUUACUUCUGGAACGGCCCCGUCACAAACGUUAUGAUGCGUCCAGUCGGAUACGUACUCGCCAACGAUGUCCUGUCCAACCACACAGACGACAACCCGGACGAGACGCUUUCCAAGGACGUGCUCAGGUCCUUUUACGGCGUUACAGAAAACCCCAACGGGACCCUAUCAUACGCUCCAGGCCACGAGCGUAUCCCCGAGAACUGGUUCCCCCGCCAGAAGCCAUACACCAUUCUGGACUUCAACGCCGCCGAGGCGGCCCUGCUCCUCAAGAAGCCCGAGCUGCUCAGCGUGGGCGGCAACACGGGCGAGGUCAACUCAUUUGCUGGUAUCGACCUCGAGGACCUGACCGGCGGGGUGAACAACCUGGUCUGCUUCGCGCUAGAGGUCAUCAAGUUCGCCGGGCCCAACUCCCUGUCGUCGGCACUCAAGACCCUCUCGGAGCCCAUCGAAAUUUUGGGCAAAAUUGUGGCGCCCCUAGUAGACCUGUCAUGCCCUGUUUUUGAUGACCUGACUGUUGGCGGAACGAACUUCUGGGAUCAUGCGAUGGAAACGUACCGGGGCGCCAACAAGAGCGAAUCAGCUCUGUGA